AGAAAAAGGACGAGAACGGACCUGUCCAGCUGUCGCUCACGCAGCAGCUGGCCGCCCCUGCUUCUCUGUGCGUUUUAACAGAGCGCCUGCGCGGAAAAAAGUCUCUCUUUCUGUUUUUUUUGUCCGCCUGUGUUGCUAGAAGUUUCUUCACUUGUUUUUCGAAAGAAUCCUUCUUCACGGUUUUGCGCAUAUACAACUUCUGGUCCACAAAUGAACUAUCUUCGACGCGGGUCUUACCGUAGCCUCGCUUCUCCGAGUCUUGUCUGAGAGAACUUUGUUCUCUCUGAAGACUGAGAGAACUUGGUUCUCUCUGAAGAAUUUCUUCUUUGUCCCGGUCGUGACGCUGCACACCGCGUUCGCUGUCGACUCAGGUGACCGAGACUUCCAGAACUCACGGCAGCGCCGUUCUUUCCUUGAACACGGUAGCGAGUCAGAAGCCAGAGAGAAACGUCGACGGACGUCUCUUCUCGUCCAGCUGCGUAUGUCUCUCUCGUUGUUUGUCGCUGCAUUUCUACUACAUGUCUUGCGCUGUGUGACGUUGAACUGUCAGACCUGUCAAGCUUCUCUAGACAUCCAGAUCUGGAUGGGUUCCUUCGCUCCACUCUUCUCUUCCCCCGUCUCCUUCCUGGUCGUCUCUUCUCUGCCGACCCCCGUCCUGUCUUCUCUCUGUUGCUUCCUCUCCUUCCGUUGUUUAUUCUUUUUUCUCCUUUUUCUCGUCUGCUCUGCUCCUGUCUCCUCCGCUUCCUCUUUCUCCCUCCCCUUCUCGAUCCUGGCUUCCCUCUCUUCUUUCGCUGUUCCUCUUCUCGCUCUCCCUUCUCUUCCUCCUUCUCCGCUUCCUCUUUCUCCCUUUUUUUCCUGAACAAUGUCGGACCUUGCUAAGACUCCAGAGUCUGCUGGACCUUCGCCGUGGGUGGAGGCCGCGACCGCGUCGCGCGCGUCUCUCCGCGGCUGUUCCUCAGGGCAGGCGAAGGAUCCUUCGGCCUCACACCUGCAGCAGUCGGAGCCUGCGUUCUCUCCGGGAUCCAAGUCGUUUGUCGACAAGGAAGUCUACGAGUACAUUCCAGAUCCUGCACUUUCGUUCGCGCCCCAGAACUCGGAGGCGGACGAAGUCACGAGGUCCAGCUCGCGAGCCUUCAAGGGGCGCAGAAACGACAUCGACGACGAGAGCCUCGAGCCUAGCGUCGCCUUCGAAACCUUCAGAGGCAAGACUUACAAAACGACUCAGUUCAACCAAGGCUUCGCCAAGCAGCCUUCGAUGCAUGCGCGGAAAACUCGCGCGCUCCGCGACAGAGAUUUCUCCGCCGACUUCGACGGCUGCUCUGCCCGGAAGGGAGCUCCGCAAGACAACUUGAAUCACGGCGCGUCGAUGUCGAUCUUUGAGAUGGGGAACACAUGCUUCGAGACGCCCCUGGGGCGCCUGCAGCGUUUGCGAAUGGAGGUGGAGGAAAUGCUGGAUUUCGUUUCUUCAUUCAUCGUGAGAGAAAACGUGGAAGAAGGAAAAACAGACACGGAGAAAGCCGCGGGAGGCGACCCAAGCUCUGCCUCGAAGCCGACGUACACGCAGAAAAUUCUGACGUCUGAGGAAAAACAGACGCUUCUCUUCGGUCGAGAGCCUCUCUCUCUCAUGAGCGACCUCGACUGCCUGCGCAUGCAGAUUCUGAGCGUGAUGAACGAUCCGUCGCUUCAGCGGCUUUUCGCGGGAGUGGAACCCACGACGGGGAAGAAGAGUGGAACUCAACUUCUUCUGCAGCAUCUUUCUCAAGUGAAGAUGAAUUUGCAAGCCGUCGCCGGUGCAUGUGCGUCGAAGCCUGAAGACGCAGGCGAGAAAUCCGCCGGUGUCUCGAGCGCAGAGAAAACUGAGAGCGGUGAACCACAGGCAGACGCGGCGGAGAAGCAAAGUGUUUCCGGCGCAGGACAGUCAGAAGCUGCUCCAGGGAUAACCCAGUACGACAUCUACUGCGUUCCUUCUCUCAAGCCUUUGCUCGACAGUGGACGAGUGGCGACGCUGGAGAGGCGCUUAGCACAGGUGGAAGGUCGCAUCGGGAUGAGCAACAUCAGCCUGUUGCCCUUCUCAGAUCUGCAGCAAGCCGUGACGACAAUUUCGCAGAAACUUUCUCUGCUGGAUCAGAACAAAGUGGAACAGCUGCAGAAGCGGACACAAACUCUUCUGCACGAACUGCAUGCGCUGCAGCACCGGCGUCGAGAGAUCGACUUUUCGAGUGUCCACGCAGAGGGGAAGCGUACAGAGGGGACGGACGAAGGUCUGAAGCCGCCCUUGGCAUCGCGAAAUCCCCAGAGAGACGAUCAACGCGUGGAGGAAAUGUUCGAUCUCUGCGAAAGAUGGAAAGGUACUGCGGCGGCCCUGCCCUCUGUCGUCGAAAGACUGCAGGCACUCAAAACGCUCCACCAAGAAGCGGGAGGCCUCUCCGUUCGACUCGGAGUUUUGGAGGAGCAACAGGGUGAGCUUCAGUCGCUGUUGGCUGCUGCGGAAGCGAACGUGGAGAGUCUGCAGCACACCGUGAUGGAGACCGUCUCCUGGGCUCGCAGUACGGUAGAGGCACUGCAGUGGAGACUGCAGAGACUUGGAUUUGCUGAGGAGAAGAGCAACGAUGUAAAAUCAGAAACUGAUACCCAGUGAAGAAGAAUGCGCCGCAUAUAGUGACAGCUGGAAAAGCAGAAUUUUUUUCAAGCUCUUCAGGGCGAUCGGAUACUUCACACCCAAGCGACCCAUGCAGCGAUGCGUAAAUGUCCAGUUCACGCUUUCUCGAAGUACAAAAUAUGUAUAUAUGUGUAAACAUGGUUGUGAGGAAAAAGAGUGAAAGACGUAUUCUUUUGCAAAGAGACAGUGGAGGUUGAGUUCCGAGGUGUCUUUGGUCGCUGCACAUAGGGGCUGCGUGCAGUGUCCAGAACGCAUGUUUUUGAGCGACUUGUGAAGAACCUUGCAUCGGAGAUUCCUGCGUUUUCGUCUUCUUCCACCCCAACAAAGUUGGUCGGGGAGAGGGGACGCCUGUUUUGCGGUGACUUUCUUCUUUUGGGGGGGGGGGGCGGGAGAAACACCGAACGAACAGAGGGGAAGUCUCACUGGUUAAGAGAAGGACCUUUCGCCGCGCUAGCCUGCAGGUGUCAGACCGUUUCUCACAAGCGUGCAAAAAGAACUGGUCGGGAGUUUUUCUGCAGUUCACCAAGUGCCUCUCUCAUGCGCGGCUGCAAGUGAGAGCGUUUGUGGCUCUCGCUUUGCGGCAACGCAUGCGUCGUGGUACAGUUAAACGCAUGAUUCCUUAUCAAAUUCUUGUCUGUGCUCCUGUCCAACUUAAGAGAGAGACUGGCACUCUUAUCAGACACGGACCGUCAUAACCUUUCAGAACAUGUG
This is a messenger RNA of Toxoplasma gondii ME49, 3370 nucleotides long. RefSeq lists its product as hypothetical. The record is from RefSeq and is a predicted model, not a curated record. Bases 863 to 2638 code for a protein of 591 amino acids. Gene Ontology annotation, cellular component: dynactin complex; cytoplasm. NCBI's taxonomy places the organism in Eukaryota, Apicomplexa, Conoidasida, Eucoccidiorida, Sarcocystidae. The transcript has 7 exons. Gene Ontology annotation, biological process: mitotic spindle organization.